Rhopilema esculentum is the source of this 1567-nucleotide messenger RNA. The record is from RefSeq and is a predicted model, not a curated record. NCBI's taxonomy places the organism in Eukaryota, Metazoa, Cnidaria, Scyphozoa, Rhizostomeae, Rhizostomatidae.
GUUGUUCGCGAAAAACGAGAAUGAAAUUGACAGUCUAACAUCUACUGUCAACCUUAUUAGUCAAGAUAUAGGAAUGGAAUUUGGGAUAAAAAAGUGUGGUGUUGUGACCUUAAGAAGGGGAAAAUUAACAGGAAGUGCAGGGAUUGAACUUGUCAAUGGGGAAAAGAUCAAGGAGGUUGGUGAAGAAGGAUACAAGUAUCUGGGAAUAACAGAGUUGGAUAGAAUAAAAGAAGAGGAGAUGAAGAAAAUAUUUCAAAGAGAAUAUUUCAGAAGGGUUAGACUUAUCAUGCAGUCAAAACUUAAUGGAAGGAAUAAGAUUAAAGCAACAAAUACCUGGGCAAUCUCCCUGAUGCGCUAUGGAGCAGGAAUAAUUAAAUGGAGAAAAGACGAGCUAGAAAGUAUGGACAGAAGAACCAGGAAAUUAAUGACAAUGAGUAAAGAACUUCAUCCUAGAAGCGAUGUAGCAAGAAUUUAUGUUAGCAGGAAAAAGGGUGGUAGGGGACUGAUAAGUUGUGAGUAUUGUAUUGAAAAUGAGACAAACAACCUGGCUUGGUAUGUGAAGCAUGCUAGAGGCAAUAUUAUGUCAAAAGUGAGAGACCUUGGGGCAAUGAAUACUGAGGAGGCAGUAGCACCGAAUGAACAUAAGAAUGAGACAAAAAGGCGCUUGGAGAAACGAUGGAAAGAUAAGCCGAUGUAUGGGCAAUUUACUAAGAAUACUGACGGAAUUUAUUGGGAAAAAAGCUGGUCAUGGUUAAGGAGCGGAGAUCUGAAAGGGUGCACUGAAGCAUUAGUGUGUAGUGCACAGGAGCAGGCGCUGCGCACUAAUUAUACCAAGCACUACAUUGAUAAAACAAGUGAUACGCCUUUAUGUAGAAUGUGCGGUGACAAGGGAGAAACAGUUAGCCAUCUGGUGAGCGAAUGUGCUAAACUGGCACAGACAGAAUAUAAAAGACGACAUGACAAUGUGGCAAGGUAUAUUCAUUGGUUGUUAGCGGAAAAGUGCGGAUUUGAAAGAGCCACAAAAUGGUAUGAACAGAAACCUGAAGGAGUUUUAGAGAAUCACAAGUUUAAGCUACUGUGGGAUUUUAUGAUUCAAUGUGAUAGGGUUGUUGAAGCUAGAAGGCCAGACAUUGUUGUCGUUGACAAGGAAAAAAAGGAUGUGAAGAUAAUCGAUAUUGCCAUUCCUGGUGAUAAUAGGGUAAAAGGUAAAGAACAAGAAAAAAUUGAGAAAUAUCAACCAUUAAAGGAGCAAAUCGGAAAUCUGUGGAAUAUGAAGAAGGUGACAGUCAUCCCUGUUGUGAUUGGGGCAUUAGGGUGUAUAUCAUAUUGUUUUGAAGAGCACAUGGAAAAGAUCGGAAUUGAUGUAAAGUUACAGGUGAUACAAAAGACAGCACUGCUAGGGACAGCCAGGAUUUUGAGACAGACAUUGUCUAUGUAAACUUGAGAUGACAGAAUGGGACCUUUGUCAGCUUGUUGCUGACUGCUCCCUCCUAUAUUAUCCGGACCAAUUAACAUCUAGGUGUCUGUGAAUCACUUAAUUAGCCAUAAUAGAAGAAUUCUUCCUAUA